AUGGACGAUCUGUUAGAUCUCAAUUGGUCCGGCUCAUCUACAACAAACACUGCUAAACAAACAGCUUCUUCCUCUGUAAAUAAACCAAAAGAUGCGUUUGCAAAUCUGCUCUCUGCACCACAGAAAUCAGCGGGAGACGUACCUAAACUUUCACUCAAUGAGCAGUUAAAACGCAAGCAACAGCCAGUUGCGAGUAGCAACACUAGCUCACCGACAGCAUCAACUUCUAUAAUGCCUUUAAAUUAUGGCACGCCUUUGCGCUCACAAGUCAAUCUUUCAAGCAGUACGACUUCUCCAAAAAGUAGCGAACCCGAAAGAACAACAAAACCUACUGCCUCAUCUUCUUUUGACAGCUUGCUCGAUCCUUUUGGCGGCAGCAGUAACAAAAAGAAAGAAUUUGAUAGAAAUACUCCUAUUAAUAUGCUGCGAAAUCAAACAGUUUCAAACAGUAAUAGUAACGAUAGAUGGGACUUUGACUUUUUAGAUACAAGAAUUAGUAAUACCAAAACACCAACAACAGCCUCUAGUAGUAAUAAUAUCUCAACAGCAACUUCAGUCUCUGAUCCAUUUGAGAUUGAUUUUUUGGCACAACCAGGCCCCACUACUACGCAGCUAGCUAUGCAACAGGCAAACUUAGAUACGGACGAUAACCCGUUGGGCAUUUUAGGUGGUCCAGCAAUAAGUCAGAUGAAAGUCGUUGAAGACGGUAUGCAAGAAAAGGGAGGUUUAAAGAAUACAGUGGCAGAAGAUGACUCUUUGUCUUGUCCAAAGGGUCGACGUAGUGCAGAGUCAUCUGCAGAGCAUGAAAUUUCUGUUGAAUCGUCGAAUGCUGAAACUAAUAAUAGGCUUACACUACUCGAAGAAGAAGAAGAGGAUGCUGCACUCGCUCAUCUAAUAGAUAUGGGAUUCAGUCUGCAGCAAUCGAAAUUUGCCAUUGAAGCAACUGCCGGUCAGGGAAUUCAGGCUGCUAUCGACUUAUUAGUGCAAAACUCUGAACACGUGCAAAGAGUCCAACCUCGCUCUCGGAGCAACGGUGAAAGACAUCAGAAGGAAUUAUCAGGGAAUGAGCAAGCGCGUAGAGCGCUCUUUCAUAACGACCAGCGUUUGACCAGUUCUGCCUCGCCUGCUAGCGUUCAGCAAAAAACCCAUUCAGCACGAUGUGAUAGAAUGCUUCAGGACCAACAACAACGAGAAGCAGGAAAGUCAAAUAAUGGUGAUUUGCAUGCGCAGACAGAAAAAAUUGUUUCCCAAGCACAAGAAUUGGGUGGCUUUCUUUAUAAAAAUGCAGCUUCUUAUUUCAAAGCUGGAAAGGAUAAAGUGACGAAAGCCGUGGGCGAUUGGCAGGAACAACAACGUGCACAUAGAUUACAGCAAUUGCAAGCGGAACAAAAUGGACCCGUUCGUCCAAAAUGGAUGGCAGGUAGCAUCGAUGAUGAUUUUAUUUUAAAUGCAAAUAGCAGUCAGAACGUAGAGAGAUUUGUAGAUGAUAAAAAUGUUGAAGAACACAAUAACGGCGAAUAUGGUUCAGAGUUAGAGCGGAGAAGGGUGCAAGAGACAAGAAAAAGAGAAGAAAUGGAACGACGCAAACAAGUAGCUAAUGCACAUGAGUUACGCCGACAGCAGCAAGUUAGAAAGGGAUCCUUAAUGGAUGAUAAGGAUCAAGCUUAUGUAUCACCCUCACGUCGUAGAGGUGCAUCAACGCCGAAUGGUCGUUUAACACCUCAAACAAAGACUGCUACCUUAUCAGCUGAAAAAUCAUCCGUUCAGUUGCAAUCACAGCCGAAAGGGUCCCCUGCUAUGAGCAUGUCAAAGUCUAGUAAACGUACUCGUCCGGUCGUCAAUGCGCCUGCGGAAGUCAUGGCCAAAGUUAAUACAGCUCGAACCCUUGGAAACGAAAGGUUCAAACUUGGACAAUUUGGUGAAGCAGAAGACGCAUAUACCCAAGCUAUUGAGUUACUCCCUGGCGGUCAUGAUCAUUUGGUAAUUUUAUAUAACAACCGAGCCACAACUCGUUUGAAGAAUGGUAGUUAUAAGAAUUGUAUUGAGGACUGUGAAAAGGCUUAUCAGCUCGCUAUCGAGAGCGGGGAUGGUAGUCUAACAUCAGAGGGUGUGACCAUUCAAUGGCGUGAUCAAAUCACAAAAUCACUUUACCGUAAAGCUGAGGCGCUGGAAAACAUCGAAAAAUACAAAGCUGCCUUAGCAACCUAUGAAGAACUGACAAAAUACGAGGGUACGAAUAAUUUAAAAGUGAACCAAGCAAUGGCAAGAUGCAGGCAAGCUUUGAACCCGAAGAAGAAAACAAUGCCUUUAAAGAAUAUUACAUCCAUUAAAACUACAACAACGACCAUGCAAAACGAUACCCCAAGUAAUAAUAACAAUCAUAUCAUCUCUAUGUUCGAGUCAGAGUCAAAAGCUACAUCUACUUUACCGACUGUAUCUGCCGAAGAACUAAAUAAGAGCAAAGCUGUCGCUGCAAUGAGAGCAAAGGCUGCUGCUCAAGAAGCUGAAGAGGCCGAAAAACUGGAGAAGGUGGAUAAUGUGAAUGCACGUCUGCUAGCUUGGAAGGCCGGAAAGGAGCAAAAUUUGAGAGCUUUAUUGGCCACUUUAGAUACUCUACUAUGGACCGAUGCACAGUGGAAGGGAACGCAAAUGAGCGAACUCAUUAAUCCUAAAAAAUGCAAAAUCACUUAUAUGAAAGCUAUCGGCAAAGUACACCCUGAUAAGUUGCCGUCAACUGUUACGGUCGAGCAGAGAAUGCUGGCAAGCGGCAUUUUCUCAACGCUAAAUGAAGCCUGGGAUUCAUUCAAAACGCAGAACAAUUUAUAG
This is a messenger RNA of Mycotypha africana, 2826 nucleotides long. RefSeq lists its product as uncharacterized. Lineage: Eukaryota; Fungi; Mucoromycota; Mucoromycetes; Mucorales; Mycotyphaceae. The record is from RefSeq and is a predicted model, not a curated record. Bases 1 to 2826 code for a protein of 941 amino acids. Gene Ontology annotation, cellular component: cytosol; mitochondrion. The transcript is spliced from 3 exons. Gene Ontology annotation, molecular function: heat shock protein binding.